Lepus europaeus (European hare) is the source of this 6913-nucleotide messenger RNA. RefSeq names its product tet methylcytosine dioxygenase 1 (gene TET1). Lineage: Eukaryota; Metazoa; Chordata; Mammalia; Lagomorpha; Leporidae. The coding region runs from base 175 to 6498 and encodes 2107 amino acids. The record is from RefSeq and is a predicted model, not a curated record. Gene Ontology annotation, molecular function: zinc ion binding; DNA 5-methylcytosine dioxygenase activity; DNA binding. The transcript is spliced from 13 exons. Gene Ontology annotation, cellular component: nucleus. Gene Ontology annotation, biological process: oxidative demethylation; positive regulation of transcription by RNA polymerase II.
GGUGCAGGCUUGGAACCGGAGGACGCGCGCUGCCCUGCGAUCCGGAGCCGGCCGGUGACCAAACCCUUGUGACUGAGCGUGACCACUCCUCCGGAUUCUCCUCAGCAGCGAGCCUUCCCAAAGGACCAAUGACUGUGUUUCCCGUGCUCUUUCAUUUCUUCCUCCUCCGUAGCCAUGUCGCGAUCUCGCCAUGCCAGGCCUUCCCGAUUAGUCAGGAAGGAAGAUCCAAGCAAAAAGAAAAACAGCCAACUAAAGAAGACAUCCAAGACAGCCAACAAAAAUGCGGCAUCGGUCAAGACUGUGAGCCCUGGAAAACUAAAGCAAUUAAUUCCGGAAAAAGAUGUUAAGAAAAAAACAGAAAGCAAACCACCCGUGCCUGUCAGAAGCCUUCUGACAAGAGCUGGAGCAGCCCGCAUGAAUUUGGAUCGGACUGAGGUUCUUUUUCAGAACCCGGAGUCCUUAACUUGCAAUGGGUUUACCAUGGCUCUCCGCAGUACCUCUCUCAGCAGGCGACUCUCCCAACCCUCCAUGGUAGUCUCAAAACCCAGGAAAAUUCCGCCUUCUAAAAGUGUAGAAAAGCAGCCUGAAUGUGAUUAUAAGGUACUCACUGACAAGGGAGUGCAGCACCCAGAUAAUGAUUCAGUCCCAAUGCAAGAGGCCCCCAUCCCUCCUGAUGUAGGGAAUCUAAUUGGUGUGCAAAACGCAUCUUUAGUUAAAAGUGAGAGCCAGGAGACAACCCAGUGUUGGUCCCAAAUAGCUGAAGAUUCCAAAGUAAAUCUCCCUACUCCCAGUGGCCCUGCACCAGAGAUCUUUUCUGGGCAGUUGGAAGGGGUACAUUGUGGGGAAAGACUCUUUUCUGAAGACACAUUGAAUGAUAGCAGCAGCUCUCCUAGAGUGUUUGCUCAGGACACUGGGUGUGCUCCUUUGCCCCAAAGAACAGCUCCUGAAGUUACCUCUGAAAGAACCCCCAGUAUUCAGUUAGAAGACUUGGGUUCACGAGUAGAAUCUCUUAAGCUAUCUGAUUCAUACCUGGAUCCCAUCAAAAGUGAACGCAAUUGCUGCCCCACUGCUAGUUUUAAUAAGGUGGUACCUGAAUUGGACCUGGGAAGCUUCUUGUCUCUUGGUGGAUCUAUAUAUCCCACUGCAUUAUUAAAAUUCCUCUUGGCACGCUCAGGACUUGGUGCUAACCCAGAUUAUCAAGAGGCCUUCAAGGCUAUCCUAGGUGAAGAGAAAGUUCUUGAUGGGACUUCUGUUGUAGGACAAGCCUUUAAUACUAUCCCACAUCAAUGGGGAUUUCCUGGUGCUAACCCAGUUCAUGGUGAGGCCCUGGGCGAAACCCUAGUCCCACCAGAAAUUCCUGGUGCUAUUCCAGUCCAAGGAGACAUCUUUGGUACUGUCCGAGGUCAACAAGAAGCCCUUGAUGUCAAUGAAGGUGCUGUCCUGGACCUAUCUACUUUCCGUCCUUUUCCUCCAAACCCAAAUGCUACCUACUGUGCUCCCCCCGAGAGGCCUGACCCCCUGAGCACAGUCUCACAUGGGCCUGAGAUCCAGGGUGCUACACAGAUUUUGCCUUUGGGUUCAGGACAAACUCCUCAACCACCCUCAAACUCAGAAUUAAAUUCUAUACCUCCAGAAAUGGCAAUCAGCAAUGUAGAACAUGAGAAGCAGGUUCACACCAGCUUUCCUCCAGCUAACACUCAGGGUUUUGCAAAUACCCCUGAGGAAGGACUCUACCAUGCUUUAAGGGAUGUUGUCCAACUCUCCCAGGCUGAUCCCAGCACCUGGGAAGGAGGGACCCCCCAGGUCAGCAUGGCCAGCUCUGAUGUUGUCCACACUGCUGGAGUGUCAAUUCCAGUGUCAGUUGCCAGUGCCUCCUCUUCCUUUACAACCCUGUUACCUACUUUGGAAAAGAAGAAACGAAAGCGCUGUGGGGUGUGUGAGCCCUGCCAACAGAAGACCAACUGUGGUGAGUGUACUUACUGCAAGAACAGGAAGAACAGCCACCAGAUCUGUAAGAAGAGGAAGUGCCAGGAGCUGAAAAAGAAGCCAUCUGUCCUUGUGCCUGUGGAGGUUAUAAAAGAAAACAAGAGGCCCCAGAGGGAAAAGAAGCCCAAAGUUUUAAAGGCAGAUAUUGGCAACAAAUUAGUAAAUGGCCCCCAGUCAGAAUUCAUGGAAUACAGUAGUUGUGGUCAUGGGGAAGAAAAAAGAUUGGAAUUGAAUUCAAAUCCCCUUGAAAAUGUAACUAAAAAUGAAGAAAGCAUGACAGGUAUCGAGGUGGAGAGUUGGACACAAAACAAGAAAUCACACUUGACAAAUCAAAUCAAAGAAGAGCUUGUAGCAAGCGUGUCAGAAGCUGAAAAUUCAAAAAAAUCCCAAGAUGACAAGAAAACUACGAAACCUCCUAAAUCUUUUGCACAAACUAUAAGAAAUGGCAUUAAAAAUGUACCCUACAUACCUGCUGAAACAAAUGUGUCAUUUAAAAAAUUCAAUAUUGAAGAAUUUGGCAAAGCCUUUGAAAACAGUUCCUAUAAAUUCCUGAAAGAUUCUGUAAACCACAACAAUGCCAUGAGCUCCGUUGCUUCUAGUGCGAGUUGUGAUCAUCUCAAGGGGAGAAGUAAUGUCUUCCAGAAGCCAGGCCUGAACUGCAAAUCUGCUUCCGAUUCUGCAAACUUCAACUUAACUAGUCAUACCAGUAUACACAAUGAAGGUGAUCAACCAAAAACUCCUGAGAACAUGCCAAGUCAAGAAACAAAAGAUGGAUCUCCAGUUCAACGAAGCCUUUUAUCUCUAAUGAAGGAUAGGAGAUUAACACUGGAGCAAGUGGUAGCCAUUGAGGCUCUGACUCAGCUCUCAGAAGCCCCAUCAGAGAAUUCUUCACCAUCAAAGUCAGAGCAGGAUGAAGAAACCGAGCAGAGAACAGCUAGUUUGCUAAAUAGCUGUAAGGCUAUCCUCUACUCUGUAAGAAAUGAUAUACAAGACCCAAAUUUAGAAGGAGAGCCUCAAAGCCUUCCUCAUUGUCCAUCUUUGGAACAGCAAAGCUCAGGCAACCCAGUGGUAUUCAAUGGCCAAAAUGCCCUUUCCAAAUCACACAUCAGCUCCGUUACUGACCAAGCUACCACAAAGUUACAUGAACAUUCGAAAGUUGCAAACUCAGUGUCUCUUUUUAUCCCCAAAUCAAAUCCAUCUAAAAUCGACACCAAUAAAAAUGUUGCUGAAGGUAAAAUUACUCUUGCUGAUUGUUCCAAAAAUUUGCCUCAGUUGCUGACAAGAAAUAAUAACGUGGGCUAUUAUAACCAGUUAUUGGAAAGCAGCAAAAAUCUUAGUUCAAAGGAGGAUCCAUCCUGUCAGGAUGUAUCAUAUAGUCAAAUUGAGGAAGAUGUUGCAACACAAUUAACCCAGCUUGCAUCAAUAAUUAAAUGUAAUUAUAUAAAACCAGAGGACAAAAAAGUUGAAAAUGCAGCAACAAGCCUUGUUGCAUAUAAUGUCCAGCAGAAGUGUGUUCAGGAGAAGAACAUAACACUACUGAAGCCACCUUCAAGUGUACAAAGUAGUCAUGGCUCAUCAUUAGCAAAGCAAAAGAACCCAACCCAGAAAAAGACAAAAUCCACCCCAUCGAGAGAUAGAAGGAAAAAGAAGCCCACCGUCGCAAGCAGUCAGGAAAGUGAUCAGAAGAAGCAGGAACAGUUGGCAUAUGAGUACAGUAAGUUACAUGACAUCUGGAUAGCAUCCAAGUUUCAAAGAUUUGGUCAAUUUGUUCCUCAUGAUUUUCCUGCUCUGUUGGGGAAAAUUCCUCCUUUAACCAAAAUGUGGAAACCACUGACUCAAACCAGUUCAAUCCAACACAAGAAACUGUUUCCACCACUCAGUCAGAUAAAAUUUGAGAGAUACCCUGAGUUAACCCAGGAAAAAAUGAUGAAGGCUGAACCAUCAGAUUCCCUCCCAGUAUUUCAUGUCAAAACGGAAUCCAACGGGCAGGCACUGCCAGACAGAGCUUCCAAUUCUCAGGUGCAGUCAACAGUGAAUGUCAAUCAGAAAACUCAUCCUCUGGCCCAGCCCUCUGAGCAGUGUGCUAAUGUAAUGACUGGGGAUGACCAAACACACUUCCAGGGUGUCGAAGCGCAACUCCCGCAUCAGAGACUGCCAGCGUUGCCUGGUGCCUCUCAGGAGACACCCUCACCAGACCCAGCAGAUCUUCUUAGGAAUGCCAAUGUAGUGAGUUCAGGUGGAAUUACGGUGGUUUCUCCCAAGAACGAAGAGGAAGUAUGUUCAGCCAGUGUUGGACCAUCCCAGUCUUCCCCUGGAGAAAGUGCCCAGAAGAGCUUCAAUGAUUAUGCCAUGAACUACUUCACUGAAUCUACAAAAAAGCUGGUGGCUACAACGAAAGAUACAGAAGUGCCAUCCUGCAACUGUCUUGAUCGAGGUACACAAAAAGACAAAGGCCCAUAUUAUACACACCUUGGGGCAGGACCCAGUGUUGCUGCUGUCAGGGAAAUCAUGGAGAAUAGGUAUGGACAAAAAGGAAAGGCAGUAAGGAUAGAAGAAGUAGUGUACACGGGGAAAGAAGGGAAAAGCUCUCGUGGCUGUCCUGUUGCUAAAUGGGUUUUGAGAAGAAGCAGUGAAGAGGAGAAGGUUCUGUGUUUGGUCCGGAAGCGUCCAGGCCACCACUGUUCCACAGCUGUGAUCGUGGUGCUCAUUAUGAUCUGGGAAGGCAUUCCCCUCCCCAUGGCUGACAGAUUGUACUCGGAGCUCACCGAGAACCUCAGGUCGUACAACGGCCAUCCCACAGACCGAAGAUGUACACUCAAUGAGAAUCGUACCUGUACUUGCCAAGGAAUCGAUCCCGAGACUUGUGGAGCCUCAUUCUCUUUCGGCUGUUCCUGGAGUAUGUAUUUCAAUGGGUGCAAAUUCGGGCGAAGUCCUAGCCCCAGAAGAUUUAGAAUUGAUCCCAGCUCUCCCUUACACACCUACUAUGAAAGAAUUACUAAACGACGUAAUCGACAAAGAAGAUAUGUGAAACCGGAACCAAUCUGUCCAAAACACAAGGCCAUGGAAAAAAACCUUGAAGAUAAUUUGCAAAGUUUGGCUACAGAAUUAGCUCCAAUUUAUAAGCAGUAUGCUCCUGUUGCUUACCAAAAUCAGGUAGAAUAUGAACAUGUUGCCCGAGAAUGUCGGCUUGGCAGAAAAGAAGGUCGUCCUUUCUCUGGAGUCACCGCCUGCUUAGACUUCUGUGCCCAUUCCCAUAGGGACAUCCACAACAUGAACAAUGGAAGCACUGUGGUUUGUACUUUAACCCGAGAAGAUAACCGUUCACUGGGUGUCGUUCCUCAAGAUGAGCAGCUCCACGUCCUUCCCCUUUAUAAACUUGCAGAUACCGAUGAGUUUGGCUCCAAGGAAGGCAUGGAACGCAAGAUCAAAUCUGGGGCCAUCGAGGUCCUCACGCCGCGCCGCAAACGCAGAACCUGUUUCACCCAGCCCGUUCCUCGCUCGGGGAAGAAGAGGGCCGCCAUGAUGACGGAGGUUCUGGAGCGGAAGGUUAGGGCCGUGGAGAAGAAGCCUGUGCCUCGGGGCAAGCGGAAGAAUAACUCGGCGACAACCCACAACGAGAACAUUAAAAACGUGGCGAUCCAAUCCAUUCCUCACGAAGUGAGGGCAAGCCUGUCUCCAUUCUUGGCCUGGUCCCCAAAGACUGGUUCCAGCACGACAGCUCCGUUGAAGAAUAAUGGAAGGGCCUCGUCUGGGUUUUCUGAACGAAGUAGCCCGAUGCCUUCCGGAAGACACCGUGGUGCUGAUGCAGCUGCUGGAGCAUGCCCCGGCAUGGCACAUCCCGGGGAAGUGGCUGCUCCGCACAACGGGACGGUUUACUCUGAGCCUCCCACUGGGCCACCCGAGCAGCUACCAUCCAGUCAGUCAAACCAGCAGUCCCCCUUCGUGCCCACUGCUCAGGAGCUUGCCUCCUCUCUGGGGGAGGAAUAUGAACAGCAUUCCGAGGCCGAUGAGCCCCCAUCAGACGACCAGCUCUCCGACGACCUGCUGUCCCCUGCCGAGGAGCCCCACAUUGAUGAGUAUUGGUCAGACAGCGAGCACGUCUUCUUGGAUCCCAACAUUGGCGGGGUGGCCAUAGCGCCCACGCACGGCUCCGUCCUGAUUGAGUGUGCCCGGCGAGAGCUUCACGCUACGACCCCUGUCGCCUUCCCAAAUCGGAACCAUCCCACACGCCUGUCCCUCGUGUUCUACCAGCACAAAAACCUGAAUAAGCCCCAGCAUGGUUUUGAACUGAACAAGAUUAAGUUCGAGGCUAAAGAACCUAAGAAUAAGAAAACGAAAGCCUCAGAGCAGACAGACCAGGCAGCUAAUGAGGGUGCUGUGCUGGCCCCGGAAGUAAAUGAAUUCAACCAAAUUCCGUCUCAUAAAGCAUUAACGAUAACCCACAAUAAUUUUGUCACCGUGACCCCUUAUGCUCUCACGCACGUUGCAGGGCCCUAUAACCACUGGGUCUGAUGGCUUCUCUCCCCUUCUCAUUGCCUUUGGUAGUGCAGUGGAUUUUUUCAAGGUGCUGUUAAAGAAAGUCAUGUUGUCGGUUACUAUAUCUUCAUCUCACCCAUUUCAAGUCUGAGGUAAACACAAAACAAAACAAAAAAAUCCGGGGUGGGUACUUAACUGUGACUAUAUCUUGACAAUUGGUAGAAGGUGCACAUUUUAAGCAAAAAUAAAAGUUUUAUAGUUUUAAAUACAUAAACAAAUGUUUUGGCUAGGCGUUAACCUUGAUAGAAUCACUCAGUUUGGUGCUUUAAAUUAAGUCUGUUUACUAUGAAACAAGAGUCAUUUUUAGCAGAUUUUACCAGGUUCAUGUUCUAUGAUGUAAAAUCAAGACCCACAGUGUUAACUCUACACAGCUCCUGGUGCUUCUCCACAU